Messenger RNA from Aethina tumida (small hive beetle), 2361 nucleotides. RefSeq names its product glutamic acid-rich protein-like. NCBI's taxonomy places the organism in Eukaryota, Metazoa, Arthropoda, Insecta, Coleoptera, Nitidulidae. The transcript has 2 exons. The coding region runs from base 1 to 2361 and encodes 786 amino acids. The record is from RefSeq and is a predicted model, not a curated record.
AUGGAUAAACUAGAAGAAGAUUUGGCCUACAUCUCUAAUUUGCCCCUGGCAAAUCAGAAUUCUAUUACCAACUUGAACUUAGCACUCGCACAGCUGGAACAGGAUUUACGAAACUUCGUCUACGAUAAAAGUGCAUACGAGAAAAUUAUCAAUGUGUUGGUUGAUCUGAUGAAAUCAAUUCCAAUAACCAACUUUGAAACGGGAGAGCUGGUGGGUAAAUUAGAACGAAUCAACAAUGUACUAAACCUGAAACUGCCCGGUAGAGGAUCAACCGCAAAAAUUAGCCUAAAGCAGAAAACUGAACCAGUUCAAAAAGAACUUGUUCCUAUCUAUGUUACAACUGAAGAAAAUGAGGAGAAUGAUCCUCUUUUCGCUGAAAUUAAAAGUGACUUAUCCAAAUUAUCAGAACAAUUGGAAAAAUUCAAUGGUGAUGAAACGGACCAAAAUUAUCAAAACACAAAAUCAAAUUUACAACAAAUAUUAGAAAAAUUAUCUAUUAUUUCGGACAGCAAAGGAAAAAAGUACGAAAAGGAAGUAAAUCGUCUUUUAAGAGCUUACGAUAAUAAAAUCACAUCUUAUAAAGAAAAACAAUUCGAACAGCAUGUUAGGCAAAAUCUUAUCAAAAACACAGGUCAAGCAAAGCCGACAUACAAUCUUAUGAGGGCUCAAGAAGAUCGAAUUUAUAAUUCAACUCCAUUGACGAAUGAAGAACCCGUUGAAGAAAUUGAAGGUCAGCGAACUGUUUUUGAACUAGUAAAUAAAUACAAAUCCAUUUUACAAAAUCUUAAAGAAGAAAGAGAACGAACUGGAAUUACCAAAAAGUCAUUGAAGAAAAAUUUGGAACAGCAAGAACAAAAACCGCAAGAAGAAGUUUCAAAAGAAAAUAAUACUGUUAAUAAAAACAAUGUUAAUUUAAUAAUUGAGGAUAAAAUAAAAGUGGAAUUACUUAAACAAAAAGAAAAAGUAAACAAUGUGGAUAAAAGUAAAUCUAAAGAAGAAUUAGAUAAGAAGAAAAAGAAAGAAAAGUCUAAAAUAAAAAAAUCAUUAGCAGAAAUAAAAGAUAAACUAGCAACAAUUCGUGACGAAAUAAAAUUGAAGGACUUCAGCAAACCAGUUACCAAUAUUGUAGUUGAUCUAAGCGACCUGGCAAAGAAGUUAGAAGCCGUCGAUAUUCAACUCACUUUUAAAAAACAACUAAAAGAGAAAAAAGCAAUGCUUUCUGAAAUUCAAGAAUAUUUGGAUAUCAUAAAUCGAGGAGAAACUAUGGGAACUAUCGAGGAAGAAAAUGAAGUGGAAGAUGAGGAUUUGCAAAAUGAUAAUAUUAAUGACGAACAAUUUGAGGCACUAGAACUAGAAAAUAAGCAUCAAAUAAUACAGGAAGAUGAAAAUGAAAUGUCAACUGGAAAUGUUAAAAAAGAAAAUACUAUUGGUGUAGCUGAAACAGAAGAAUAUAAAGACGAAUUUGAAUUACUUAAGAAAAAAGAAAAACAAUUAAUUGAAGAAAACAAAAGAUCAAUGGAAAUAGCGGACAAAGAAGAAAAAAAAGAAAAAUCCAGAAUUAAAAAAGCAUUAUCAGAAAUCAAGGACAAAUUGUUAGAUAUACGCGAUGAAAUAAAAACUAAUAAUGCAUGUGGGACUGAUGUUAAUUUAGUUAACUCUCUAAAAGAACUAACGAGGAAACUGGAAAACAUCAAUAUUAAAUUGGAAUUUAAAAGGCAAGUGAAGGAGAAAACUGCCUUACUUCUGGAAGUUCAAGAGUACUUGAAUAUUAUAAAUUCUGAUGAAUUAUUAAAGCCUGAAGAAGAAGAAAUUGAAAUAGUUCAUUCAAAUAUUGAUGAUAAUAAUAAUAGUGAAAUACUGGAAUCACCGGAACUACAAGAAAACAACUAUGAAAAUGAAGAGGAUUGUGAUAUAAAUGAGAAGAGAACAACAGAUGAAAUUGUUGAUGAUGAUCCUCAUAAAGUCGAUAUAAGUGUAGAAAAAUCUAAUGAAUUCGUUGGAGAUGAUUCUAAUGAAAAUAAUAGUGAGAAUUUUGAUAAAAACGAACAAGAUAAAGUCAUAGAAGGUAAUAUAAAUGAAGUUGUAGAAGACAUGGAAGACAAGAAAUAUGUUGAGGAAAAUAAAGCAGAAUAUAACAUAGAACAGUUAAAAAAUAAAAUGAAAAAUGUAAAUGAAGUAACUGAGGGUGACCUUCAAGAACUGAAUAUAGGUGAAAAAAAAUUCGAUGAAUUUCUUGAAGAUGGUGAAAUAAUGAAAAAUGAAGAAAAUCAAAACAACAAUAAAGAGGAAGAACCAUGUACAAAAGUUGAAUAUGAUGAUAUACCGGUUGUAUGUGUAGACGAUGAAGAAGAUAACGCGUAA